AUGUUACAAGAAUACCAUCGACAAACAACAAUCAAACCAUUUGCACCCAUACUCAAAGAUCGAAGCACAAAACGAUGGGAUAGUGAUAUUUCUAUUCCAACAAAUAUAUCACUUUUAUCUGUUUCAAGUUCAUCGAAAAGUAUUCAUGAUGACAAUGAGAUCGAUGAUGAUCAACAUUCACGUGAUAGUGAUUCAUCAAGUUCUAAAGAAAGUGUUUCUUCUCUACUUAAUGAAUCGGAAGAAUAUAAAGCAAAGCAUGUUAACCUUGAUCCAUAUAUUUUUAAUAAACAUUUAAAUGGAAUACCAUGUACUAUUAGUAAUUUAGUAGACGCUGAUAUUGAUGAAUCUGUUAAUGAGUUAUUUGAUGAAAGUAAAUCAUCAUAUCGACAACAAAAUGAUGAAUAUAAUCCACGUUCAAUUCGUCCACCAUCAUUUUCUCAGUAUAUUAGACAAGUUCAAGAAUCAAGAACAAAACCAAAACCAAUUCAACGUCGAUCAGCUCGUAUUCCUGUUCGAACAACAAAAGCUGAACAAUUAAAACUUGCACGACAACAAUCAGCUAAUGAAAAUAUGUCUAAUUUACCUUAUAUACGUCCUUUUACAACUAAAUCACAAAUACGACCUUCGACAAUGUCUUCAAUAAAUCGUACUUCACGUACACGAACUAAUAGUAAUAGUAGUCCUAGACAAUCGGAAUCUGCUCGAUCAUGUAAACUAGCAGUUGGUUCGAAUGAUCCUUUACAGCUCUCAGCAAUGCUUGCUAAACAAAUGCGUCAAGAUAUUCAGAGUAAUAGAGUUCCAGCUUAUUCUAAACCAUUAAGUAGUGCAUUACUCCGUGAACAACCUCAUCCACCACUUAAUCAACAAUAUAAAAUGAAACGUAUUCAUAAUUGGCUUAAAAAAACUGCUCCAUCAGAAUAUCUUGAAUAUAAUGAAUAUGCAUCAAAUGAAAGUGCACGUGGAACAAAUUUCAAUGAUAAACUUGAUGGUGAAUAUGAUUUACUUUCUGAUGAAAAACGAGGAAAUAAUAUCGAAAGAACAUAUAAUGAAGCUCAUCGUGUAUUACCAUUAUUUAAUUCUGAAAUUUAUCGACAAAUGCAACAACGUAAUUUAUUAUUAACCCGUAUUGAAUUAGACUUAUACGUUAUUUGA
Messenger RNA from Rotaria sordida, 1152 nucleotides. NCBI's taxonomy places the organism in Eukaryota, Metazoa, Rotifera, Eurotatoria, Philodinida, Philodinidae. The record is from the annotation of a GenBank genome assembly.